UCGAUGCGAUGAGUUGCUGCUGCUGGACCGUGUCCUAUCACUUGGUGGUCAAUCUGGUCGACCGGUUCUCGGAGCUGGUGCGUGAUUUGAUUUACUGUCGCUGUCGAAACUGUACCGGCUCAUCAUUGGACGAGGACGCCGACCAGCAAAGUGUGCACUCCGGUGGCGGUGUCGUGAACAGCUGUGUUGUGGCGGACAAAACGGAACCGGGCGAGAUAUCGACAAUCGGUGGUAGACCACGCUACGUGCUGUUAAAUGAUACGGUGGAACUGCAACCCUUCUACUACGAUGUCGAUCGACGACAGUGUGAACUGUUGCUAAAGGAUCGUCCCGAUGGUACCUGCUUGGUGCGGCCAUUCAAACUGAAGCACGAAACCAUUCGCUACAUUCUAUCGAUACGGGCAGCGGAAACGUAUUUUCAUCUCUUCAUACGGCACGCCGGCAAUAACGGAAUGUACGCACUGGGGCUGGAGAAACAGCACGAGAAACGAUUCAAAUUUGCCUCCGAUAUCGUACACUACUACCAGCUACACUCGCUGGAAUGCACACGUGCGACCGCUGUCAUCGCCAAGCUGAAGCUCUCUCCACUACACACUCCAACCGGUGAACAAAGGCCACAGGACUAACUAGUCGC
Molecule: messenger RNA, 634 nt
Organism: Anopheles aquasalis
Lineage: Eukaryota; Metazoa; Arthropoda; Insecta; Diptera; Culicidae
Source: RefSeq, a predicted model, not a curated record